This is a messenger RNA of Microplitis demolitor, 3090 nucleotides long. RefSeq names its product beta-TrCP (gene slmb). NCBI's taxonomy places the organism in Eukaryota, Metazoa, Arthropoda, Insecta, Hymenoptera, Braconidae. Bases 479 to 2086 code for a protein of 535 amino acids. The transcript is spliced from 10 exons. The record is from RefSeq and is a predicted model, not a curated record. Gene Ontology annotation, molecular function: protein dimerization activity.
ACAGCGUAGAGUCGAGAGAAGCGAAGAGGAGCGCAGAAAGCAUCAAUGUUUUUCGAAAUGAUUAGUUAGUUAGUCAGUUAUGACGGUUAUGACCAAUAAAAACUCUCGGUGUGCUGACUCACAUAUAUACACACACACAUAUAAAUACACAUACAUAUAGACUAAAUAUUCGUCAAAGUCUGACAAAUGGUAACAUAGUUAUUUAGUAACUUGUUGUGUUGGUGAAUUUCUACAUUGAGACUUCCUGUUCAUGGCGAUGCUUCAGCGUCGUUCAUCGUAUUAACGAAAUCCACUCACCAGUAAAACAAAUCCAUUUUAGUUUAAUUUGUUUAGUUUUAUGUUAAGUUUGUUUGUUUUACUUUUGUCAAGUUUUUAACUUUUAAAUUCAAAUAACUGACUAUUAUUAUUGUUAUUAUUUAAAUAAUUUUUGGGGCGCACAGGCCGCCGAGGCAAGGGUGCAAAGACCCCGUGUUGGAAAAUGAUCAACAUGGAGACGGAUAAAAUCCUCGAUGAAACAAAUACAAAUAAUCAGUAUCCGAUGACGAUAUUGUACGAUCCAAGUCGAAAGAAAGAGCCUUCGUCACAGACGAUGAGUCUGACGAGUCAGUAUACACAAGAGAGGGAAAUGUGUAUGAAAUAUUUUGAACGAUGGAGUGAACCAGAGCAAGUUCAUUUCGUUGAACAAUUAUUGGCACGAAUGUGUCAUUAUCAGCAUGGUCAUAUUAACACUUUUCUAAAACCAAUGCUGCAGAGAGAUUUCAUUUCACUUUUACCCAAAAAAGGUCUAGAUCAUGUGGCUGAAAGUAUUUUGUCAUAUUUGGAUGCUGAUUCAUUGUAUGCCGCAGAACUUGUGUGUAAAGAAUGGUACCGAGUAAUAAGUGAAGGAAUGCUUUGGAAAAAAUUAAUCGAGCGCAAAGUACGAACUGAUUCUGUUUGGCGCGGAUUGGCUGAGAGACGAGGCUGGAUCCAACACUUAUUUAAACCACGACCGGGCGAAAGUUAUCGAGACCAUGCAUUUUAUCGUAACUUGUUUCCUAACAUAGUUAAGGACAUCGAGAGUAUUGACAACAAUUGGAGAAUGGGAAGACACAAACUACAAAAAAUAAAUUGUCGGAGUGAAAAUUCUAAAGGAGUCUACUGUUUACAAUACGACGACCAGAAAAUCGUAUCGGGUCUUCGCGAUAACACGAUCAAAAUAUGGGACAGAAAUAACUUGCAGUGUAUUAAGGUGUUAACUGGACACACGGGCUCGGUUUUAUGUUUACAGUACGACGACAAAGCUAUUAUAUCUGGUUCUUCCGACAGCACUGUCAGAGUCUGGGACGCGAAUACUGGGGAAAUGGUUAAUACUCUGAUUCAUCACUGUGAGGCCGUAUUGCAUUUAAGAUUUAAUAAUGGAAUGAUGGUUACCUGCUCAAAGGACCGAUCAAUAGCCGUUUGGGACAUGACAUCACAAACAGAAAUAGCAUUACGCAGGGUUCUCGUUGGUCAUCGUGCUGCCGUAAAUGUUGUUGAUUUCGAUGAAAAAUAUAUAGUGUCUGCGAGUGGUGAUAGGACAAUUAAAGUAUGGAAUACGUCGAGUUGUGAAUUUGUGCGAACGUUGAAUGGUCAUAAACGUGGAAUUGCGUGUUUGCAAUAUAGAGAUCGUUUAGUGGUUAGUGGUAGCAGCGAUAACACUAUCAGAUUGUGGGACGUUGAGUGCGGAGCAUGUUUGCGUGUACUUGAAGGACAUGAGGAGUUAGUACGGUGUAUUAGAUUCGAUAGAAAGCACAUUGUCAGCGGAGCUUAUGACGGAAAAAUUAAAGUAUGGGAUCUCGUUGCUGCUCUUGACCCGCGUGCUGUUGCUAGUACGCUUUGUUUACGUACAUUAGUGGAGCAUACCGGACGAGUAUUCCGUUUACAGUUUGAUGAAUUUCAAAUAGUGUCAUCGUCACAUGAUGACACGAUACUGAUUUGGGACUUCCUUAACUGUAAUGGCUCAGAUGCUGCUGGUAAUACUAGUGCAAGUGCAGGUGCUUCAGCAAUAGUUACUCCAACUGCUACAAAUAAUCAGUCUGAUACUAGAUCUCCUUCUCCGUUCGAGUGACGUACAAAAACCGAUCUAAUCCAUUAUUGUGAUACAAUUAUAUGUGGUUAAAAAGUGAAUUCAAUGUGUUCGCGUUCGGAUUUGUGAAAGUUAAUAUAUAAAUAAAAUGGAAAAUAAAUGAAAAUAAAAAGGUGCCCAAGAAAGAAACUUAUCUUCAUGAUAACAAUAAUUCACAAUUAAAACCAUAAAUAACAGAGCUUUUUAAAACACGUGAGAAUUUAUUACAAGGACUAUUUAUCGGAUUAAUUAAAUAGGUUUUUUCAAUAAAAUUAUAAAUAAAUAAAAUGAAGAAUGACUAAAACUAUUAAAGUUAGCAGCGCGUGUUUAACGCACAAUAUUUAGUAAUAAUUAUUUAAAUAAAACUAAAAAUAAAGUAACAAUAAUGAGCUAGUACAUCCUAUGGAUGUAAAUAUUGUUGUCUCAGCGUAAUUGUCAUCUUGUACGGAAUUAUUUAUAGAAAUAGGCCAUUUUCUACUCAUGACAACAAUGUUAUCAUCACCGUAAUUUAAAUUAACAGCAGCAAAAAGACUUGAUAUUUAAUAAACGAUAAAAUAAAUGGGCAAUUUAAUAACGAGAAAUAAAUAAAAAGGUUUUUAAAACAAAGGUUGGAUAAAUAUUAAUAAUAAUAAUAAUAAUAAUAAUAAUAAUAAUAAUAAUAAUAAUAAUAAUAAUAAUAAUAAUAAAUUACACUUAAUUAUUAAUGUAUUAUAGUAAAUUGCAGAUUUUUUAUGUAAUUAAUUUAUAGCGUGAAAAAAAAAUGUUAAAUGUCGUCGGGUGUUCGGAGUACUUAUUCUAUGUAAAUGAAAUUUCAAUUAUGAAUGGAUGUAUGAUUGUUCAGAUGUCAAAUUUGUUCUUUUCUUUUUUUCAUGUUUAUUUACUGGCAUUUAAAUGCUGUAUUAAAAUUAUUCGCAUGUAACAUCCAAGUUCCGCUGAUAUCUUACAUACUUUUUUUAAUUAUUAAUUUAAUAAUUUAGUAUCCCUAUAAAUAUAAAAAAAAUAAUAAU